This is a messenger RNA of Opisthorchis viverrini, 1888 nucleotides long. RefSeq lists its product as hypothetical. The transcript is spliced from 12 exons. Gene Ontology annotation, molecular function: NAD binding; 4 iron, 4 sulfur cluster binding; NADH dehydrogenase (ubiquinone) activity. The record is from RefSeq and is a predicted model, not a curated record. Lineage: Eukaryota; Metazoa; Platyhelminthes; Trematoda; Opisthorchiida; Opisthorchiidae. Gene Ontology annotation, biological process: mitochondrial electron transport, NADH to ubiquinone. Bases 1 to 1770 code for a protein of 589 amino acids.
AUGGCUGCUGGCCUCAAAUCCGUGGACUGCGAAACGCGUCUCGCGAUGCUUGAUCUCUUUCCCCUGGAGUACCGUCGCCUCCGAGGGGACCUAAUUCUUACUUAUGCCCCGUUUAAGCAAAGCUUGCCCUACAGGUUUUUCACCAAUGGCCCAACAAACGGCAAGCACAUGGUAAGAAGAUUUCAAGCUCAGAGCGCACACAUUUAUUGGGUAAAUUUGUUCCCAUUUCGGGUAGUAGCUGCGUGGAAUGACCUUCCUCCGACGAAUCCAGUUCAAAGCGCUAUUAGACACUCAUUUAUGCGAGUCCUCGCGCUGGCAAGCAUGCUGCCCCGCGCUGAGAACAUAAAGAGCGGUGCUACGCCAUUUUUCUUCCGUGCAUUUCAUUCGCUAAACGGCAAGAACGACCCCGACCCGGGAAAAUUGGAUGAGAGUCUCGAUCCUGAAUCCACUACUUACGGCCCUCUGUCUGAUGAGGACCGCAUAUUCACUAACCUGUACGGACGCCAUGACUGGCAUCUUAAAGGAUCCAUGCAACGGGGACACUGGUAUAAAACCAAAGAGAUUCUACUGAAGGGACCAGAUUGGAUCAUUGGAGAGGUGAAGAAGUCUGGCCUACGUGGACGUGGUGGUGCAGGUUUCCCUUCUGGAAUGAAGUGGAGUUUUAUGAAUAAACCAAGCGAUGGGAGACCGAAAUAUCUGGUUGUGAAUGCGGAUGAGGGCGAACCGGGUACCUGUAAAGACCGUGAGAUUAUGCGCCACGAUCCCCACACCCUCGUAGAAGGCUGUCUUAUCGCUGGUCGAGCGAUGGGUGCGUGUGCAGCCUACAUUUAUAUUCGCGGUGAAUUUUACAACGAAGCCUCGAAUUUGCAAUUGGCUAUCCGCGAGGCUUAUGACGCGGGUUAUUUGGGGAAAAACGCCUGUGGUUCGGGCUACGAUUUCGACGUAUACGUUCACCGUGGCGCUGGCGCGUAUAUUUGCGGGGAAGAGACGGCAUUGAUCGAGUCGAUUGAGGGAAAACAGGGCAAACCUCGCCUCAAACCGCCGUUUCCUGCCGAUAUUGGUCUUUUUGGUUGUCCCACGACGGUAACCAAUGUGGAAACGGUAGCCGUAUCGCCAACGAUAUGCCGUCGUGGUGGGGAAUGGUUCGCUAGUUUUGGUCGCGAGCGAAAUCACGGGACAAAACUGUUCAACAUUUCAGGUCACGUGAACAAUCCAUGCACUGUGGAAGAGGAAAUGUCUAUUCCUCUGAAAGAUCUCAUCGAGCGGCAUGCUGGUGGAGUUAUUGGCGGAUGGGACAAUUUGUUGGCUGUGAUCCCCGGUGGAAGUUCCGUUCCGCUUAUCCCGAAAGACGUCUGUUCCACAGUCCUGAUGGAUUUUGACUCACUGAUCGAGGCCAAAUCUGGAUUGGGCACCGCAGCCAUUAUCGUUAUGAACAAGUCAGCUGACGUCGUUCGUUGCAUUCAUCGACUCAUGCAGUUCUACGAACACGAGAGCUGUGGUCAGUGCACUCCGUGUCGUGAGGGCUGUCGGUGGUUGCGCCAGAUCACGGGGCGUUUCGUGCAAGGCAAGGCGGACAAGCGAGAAAUCGAUAUGCUGUGGGAAAUAUCGAAACAGAUGGAAGGACAUACCAUUUGUGCUCUGGCUGACGGGGCGGCGUGGCCAGUUCAGGGUCUCAUACGUCAUUUCCGCCCGGAACUGGAAGCAAGGUUUGAAAAAGUCGGUCUAACUCUACCAGAGGAGCGACGAAAGCAAAUCACCGGUGCACAAUGAUGUGCUACUCUUAUAUGGCGGUGUAGCUAACCCCUUUCCCCACUUGGUCUAGCAUCAUUCGGCCCCUUUUCUCUCAACAAACACUUUUCAGAUGCCAAAUACAAGUCGUGCAGUCCUA